GAUCAAACGGUGUACGGUUCACACACCAAUUAGCUUUUAUCUCAGCCACACCGCGUUCUGGUUAUUGUUGUAAUAAUAAAUCCCCCCCUCUCUCUCUCUCUCCCUUCUUUCUUGUCUUUGUGUCUGUAUGCUUUUGUGAACGCCGGCGACGGUUUCCGGCGAGUUCUCACAAUCUACCUCGCCGGGGAAUUGACGAGAUCUUAAUUGAAUUUGAGGUUCAUUUGAUUGGAAUUUCUUGGAGUUUUGGAGUUGAUGAUUUUGGGUAAUGAGAGAGUGAACUGAGGUUUUUGAAGAUUCCGAUUGGAAAAAUAAGGGAAGAAGCGAAGUUUACUUAUUUCCCGUUGAUGUGAUUGAAUUCAUUGCAAAAUCAGGGCUGUCUGUUGCCCUUAGCAAUCCUGCAUUGUCAAAAAAUUGAGAUAAGAGGAGAAAACGACUCGUCGUUUUGAAGAGGUAAGUGUAUGGAGAGAAAUGUGCAGGAUAGAAAGGAGUGAGAGAAAGAGUGGUGAAAUUGGGGAGAGAAGAGAGAGAGAGAAGGAUAUGGGGAUGGUUAAAGGAGUGGAGAAGGUUAAGACUAUAUCGAGGUCGAAAAUGAAGAUGUGGAUGAUACGCGCCACCACUUCGGUGUUGUUGUGGACAUGUAUUGUUCAAUUGACGACGAUCGGUGAGAUGUGGGGACCUAGGGUUUUGAAAGGAUGGCCUUCUUGUUUUUCGCAUGAAUCCGCCGCUGCUUUGGAGGAGAAGCUUUCCGUUUUGCCUGCUAGAGUGUUGCCACCGAAGAGAGUUUAUAAGAACAAUGGAUACCUCAUGGUUUCAUGCAAUGGAGGUCUAAACCAAAUGAGAGCAGCGAUUUGUGAUAUGGUUGCUAUUGCAAGGUAUUUGAAUGUUACGCUUAUAGUACCAGAGCUCGAUAAAACUUCCUUUUGGGCUGAUCCCAGUGAGUUCCAGGAUAUAUUUGAUGUAGAUCAUUUUAUUACAUCUUUGAGAGACGAGGUUCGGAUUUUGAAAGAAUUGCCUCCUAGGCUGAAGAAGAGAAUGGAACUAGGGAUGACCUAUACCAUGGCGCCAGUUAGUUGGUCUGAUAUAUCCUAUUAUCAUAACCAGAUUCUCCCUUUGAUACAGAAGUACAAAGUUUUACAUCUUAAUAGAACUGAUGCUCGACUUGCAAAUAACCAUCAACCUCUGGAGAUCCAGAAAUUGCGCUGCCGAGUAAAUUUCGGUGCUUUGAGAUUCACUUCUCAGAUAGAGGAGUUGGGUAAAAGAGUUAUAAAGCUUCUUAGGCAGAAUGGUCCAUUUUUAGUACUCCACCUGAGAUAUGAAAUGGACAUGCUGGCAUUUUCUGGCUGCGCUCAAGGUUGCAACAAUGAGGAAGUAGAAGAAUUGACAAGAAUGAGAUAUGCUUAUCCUUGGUGGAAAGAGAAAAUAAUAAAUUCUGACUUAAAACGAAAAGAUGGAUUAUGCCCUUUGACACCAGAGGAAACAGCUCUUACACUGAGGGCGUUAGACAUUGAUCCAAAUAUUCAAAUUUAUAUUGCAGCAGGUGAAAUAUAUGGUGGAGAAAGAAGAAUGGCAAGUCUUGCUACAGCUUAUCCAAAACUGGUUAGAAAGGAAACACUGUUAGAACCAUCAGACCUUAGGUUUUUUCAAAAUCACUCAUCCCAGAUGGCAGCAUUAGAUUAUCUUGUUUCAUUGGAGAGUGAUAUUUUUGUGCCCACAUAUGAUGGAAACAUGGCUAAAGUUGUUGAAGGCCAUCGGAGGUUCCUUGGGUUCAAGAAGACAAUUUUACUAGACAGAAGGCUUUUGGUUGAUCUGAUAGACAGGUACAGUAAUGGGUUGCUGAGCUGGGAUGAGUUCUCUUAUGCUGUGAGAGAAGCACAUUCAAAUCGGAUGGGGAACCCGACAAAGAGAUUGGUGAUCCCAGACAGGCCAAAGGAGGAGGAUUACUUCUAUUCGAACCCAGAAGAGUGCUUACAGCCAUCAGAAGAAGAUAUAUUGGAUCCAUUGAGGAGCACGUGACAGUUACUUAAGGAGAUCGUGAUAUUGAUCCAAGCAUUCUCCACAGUGCUAGUAAAAUUCUACCACAGAUCAACGGGAUGACUCUCUACACAAGAAGGAAUAGUGAUAAAGGAAGAUUGUGUGAUAAAGAGGCAAUCGAGAAGAUUAUAAUGGGUUGGUAAACUUCAAGAAAGCCUGAGAUUAUAUGAUCUAUGUGGAGCGGUUUUAGUAUGCUGUCAUCUUUUAGUAUAUGCGAAUAAUCCAAUUCAUGUAUAGAAGCUACCCUGCCAUUACAGGGUGAUGUUAAAUCAACAGAAUCGGGUUGUACACAGAGGGAUAUGCAAAUAUAGAUGUGGGUCUACCAGAAAAAUGUGGCCUCAAGGAAGGUUUACUCCUUCAUCCUUCCAUUUUGUA
This is a messenger RNA of Jatropha curcas, 2406 nucleotides long. Lineage: Eukaryota; Viridiplantae; Streptophyta; Magnoliopsida; Malpighiales; Euphorbiaceae. The record is from RefSeq and is a predicted model, not a curated record.